Molecule: messenger RNA, 1753 nt
Organism: Rhododendron vialii
Lineage: Eukaryota; Viridiplantae; Streptophyta; Magnoliopsida; Ericales; Ericaceae
Product: probable xyloglucan galactosyltransferase GT19
Exons: 1
Coding region: 180-1589 (469 amino acids)
Molecular function (GO): glycosyltransferase activity
Source: RefSeq, a predicted model, not a curated record
CUCUGAACUUUUCAACCCCAUUUUCCUCCUCUCUUUCCAAAUCUCUCCCCACAAAACGCUACUGUCUGUUUGUUCAGUAGAACUACCGAACAAACAUAUGCUACGUACGACACAGCACACGUAUUGUAUUGCCCCCAUCACAGAAAAAUCCAAAAUCCACCACUGUAAUAGGAGUAAUAAUGAAACAAAUCAAACCACCAACCCCCUCCCCUCUCUCACUCCUCCCUGGGCUCCCCCCUUCCUCUCUCUCCCCCCUUCCCCAAAUGGCCAUCAAAUCCAUCAUCCGCACUCUCUCCUUCAUCUUCUUCUUCGCCCUCGUAAACUCCCAGCAAUAUACCGAUCCCGAAUGCGCCGGCCGCCGGAUCCACAUCCGCGACCUCCCCCCACAAUUCAACCUCGACCUCCUCUCCAACUGCUCCCACUACCCUCUCUCCGACGACUUCUGCCCCUACCUCCCCAACCACGGCCUCGGCCACAAGACCCACAACCAGACCCGCUCCUGGUUCCGCACCGACCCCUUCAUGCUCGAGCUCAUCUUCCACCGCCGCAUGCUCGACUACCCCUGCCUCACCCCCGACCCCCGCCGCGCCGACGCCGUCUUCCUCCCUUACUACGCCGGCCUCGAUUCCCUCCGCUACCUCUACGACCCCAACCACUACAACUCCAGCUUCCAACACGGCCUCAACCUCUUCCGAUUCCUCAAGCACCGGGAUUCCCCCGGAAUCUGGGAGCGCAACCGCGGCCACGACCACUUCUUCGUCGCCUCCCGCCCCGCCUGGGACCUGUCCCAGCCCUUGACAAACGACCCCCCCGUGUGGGGCACCUCCCUCCUCGAACUGCCCGAGUUCUACAACGUCACCGUUUUGACGUUCGAAUCUAGAGCCUACCCGUGGCAGGAGGUCGCCAUUCCCUACCCGACGUCGUUCCACCCGCCGAACACCGCUUUGCUGGAGUCGUGGGUGGGACGGGUCCGCCGGUCGAGGCGGACCACGCUGAUGCUGUUUGCCGGGGGAGGUGGGGUCUCCGCCUCUCCCAACAUACGGCGGAGCAUUCGGAUGGAGUGCGAUAACGGCACUGGCGUCAAUGGUGGUGAUGGCGGUUCGUACUCGACAUUGUGCGAGUUUGUGGACUGUUCCAACGGGGUUUGCGAACACGAUCCCAUUAGGUUCAUGAGGCCGAUGCUGCAGGCCACUUUCUGCUUGCAGCCCCCGGGGGACACGCCAACCAGGCGGUCCACGUUCGACGGGAUUCUGGCCGGGUGCAUACCGGUGUUCUUCGAGGAGCAGUCGGCGAAGAAGCAGUACAGGUGGCACUUGCCGGAGGAGCAGUACGGGGAGUUUUCGGUGUUCAUACCGAAGGAGGAUGUGGUCUUCAAAGGGCUGAGGAUUUUGGAUGCGUUGAUGGGGAUUCCGAGGGGUGAGGUUAGGAGGAUGAGAGAGAAAGUGAUCGAGUUGAUACCGAGGGUUAUGUACAGGAAGCAUGGGAGCUCGUUGGGGUUGAGGAGUAAGAAAGAUGCAUUUGAUAUUGCAGUUGAAGGUACUUUGGAGAGGAUCAAAUCUAGACUUCAAGAAGUUUCAUCAGUACACUAAAAAACCUAUAUAGUCUUGUGUUUCUUUCUUCUUGUAAAUCUACAUGUGCCGUAAGUGUUUUGGUUAUGCAAUUAUUCACCUAUUUAUUUCACCCCAGACGGUGUUAAAACCACUACAUGUCUUGUAUUCAUUGAAAAUAAUGAUUCAUGCAAUUUUGGGCAGUA